CUUAACUCAUUGGAUGCCAUUGAUGGUGCUAGGUAUCAUAUAGUACGUUCAGUUAAUGAGACUACUUCCAAAAACCAAUUAAUUUGUUUGUAUCUGUAUUUUCUUAUUUUAAAUAGUCUUUGCAACACAUAGACACACCGGAUGAAACCUUUCACAUUAAAUCAGCAUCUGGGCUGUGUGCUUUUAUUGUGAAGGGGUAGUAGCUCUACUGCAUCUUGACGCAGCCGGGGCUUUGUGUGAAUGUGCGUGCAUUGUGCGCGCGUUUGGUAGACAGGCAGAAGCCAUCCCAGCAGACUGAGCACAGUGCAGACCGCACGAGCCAUAACGACACUGGAUGAUUACCACCAGCAAGCGCAGUCCUACGGUGCGUCCAGAAGAGGGCAGCGUAUUACCGAGCCCAACCGCCGUCCCGUUAGGUCCUAGGGCUGUGAAUGCUGUCAAGAUCACGCCUCUGUCAACCAUGAAAGGAUCCCCUGACCUGAUUCCUUCUGCAGACCUGGAUCCCAGCAGGGUGUGCAAAGGGAAAGGAGUGGUGACACUGAGGGCCACUCUCGUCCACUUUGAUGAGGAAGGCAACAGCAGUGAGGGGUCCGGCGCCCUUGGAACACCAAGUAUCUGCGCAAGCCAGAUGAAUGGAGGAUUGGCUGAGGGAGGUGGUAACGUCACAGCUGAAUUCAAUCCUGUAAACCACAGCCACUGCCAGGCCAAUUCACCAGAAAGUAUAAAAGAAAAUCAGGCUCCAGCUACAUGUGACAAAAACAAUUGUUUCCCAUCAUCCCCCAGCUCCAUCUAUCCAUGCACUAGCACAGUUAAUCCCACAAUAGUUUUGCUGCAACACAACAGAGAGCAGAAAAAGCAUCUUUCUCACUUGAAAGACCCCACCCCAGAAAGAGACAAAAGCCCUGAUCCUGGGAGAGACUUGGUCAGUUCACUUGCAGACAUGGAUGGCAAAAGGCAGCGACUGUCGCUGCACUCCCCCGUUCUCAGUCCACUCAACAGGCCCAUUGUACCAGUACGGACCACUGAAAAAUCCAAAGACUGGUACAAGACAAUGUUCAAGCAGAUUCAUAAGAUACCAGAGCCUAUUGAGGAAAACCCAUACCGCCCUACCUACAUAUUCCCUGAAAACUAUGACAUUCACGUGAAAUCAAAAGAGAAUGGUCCAAACCCCUUUAGCUACUUGGAAGAUGUAAAAGGUGUGCCAAGAUCUCAGAGUGAUGCAAAUGUUGGUUCAAGAGCGAGGUCAGUGCCAGUGCCAACACGGUCCUCAUCACUCAAGCCUUCUGCUAAGAGAAAUGAGUGGGAGCCCCCGGAUAAAAAGGUCGACACCAGGAAGUAUCGCGCCGAGCCCAAGAGCAUCUUUGAGUAUGAGCCGGGGAAAUCAUCGGUACUGAAACUGGAGAGAACGACUCAGGAUGUAUGUCUGGAAGAUGUAGAUUUAGAGAAUGAGCCAUGGUAUAAAUUCUUUUCAGAGAUGGAGUUUGACAAAGCGAGUGCCCCCUCCUUCAGCCCCCUGGAAACAGCCUCCGACCGGAAGAACUACACCUCAAGCAAGUCUGGACACAAUGAGGUGGAGAAAGAUGGAGGUUCAUCAGAAAAUGAGCCUGUGGCUCCAGAAUCUGACCGACAUGUUUACAAGACUGUUCUGGAAGGUGGCGAUAUUCCCUUACAAGGUCUACGAGCCCUAAAUAAGCGCCAUGGCAGCUCGUCCUCCUCUAAAGUGGAUUAUAAAGGUGGGAAUGGCUGUAUAGAUUCACCCUGCUCCUCUAAAAAUAGUCGAUCGGUUCUCACCGGUAAUGCAAUAGCUAACCAAUGUAAGAAUAAGAAGCCUCUUUCUGCUGCCAAAGCCUGCAUACCUCAAAUCCUGCCGUCCAAAUUCAAGCCCAAGUUGCUGCCGCCUGGUGGUGAAAUCCAAGAAAGCAGGACACAACCUGUGAAGCAACCAAAGGCACACAGCUGUGAGGACCUGUACACAAGUUCUGAUCAAGACCAAGUUGGGACAGAGAAAGAGUGCUGUCGGUAUUCAGGUUCCUUUGAAACUUCCCCUACAGUUAAGAGAAGCACGUCAGAGUUUUCUAGCCUGUACAGGAUCAUGCAUCACAUCCAGAGGCCCAGCUCAGUGGGUAGCAGCCCCCAAGGAAGCGUUCGUAAUUUGGCGUAUCUCUUCGAAGGGCCAAAGGCUGACAGGGGUGAAAAGUCAGAGGCCGACAUUCCACGGGACACUGUUUUGUCACGGGUCACCGAGUUUGAAAUGUUCAUUCAACAGUCCACUUUGACACCUAGUCGUUCCUCCUCCUUGCCUACGUUGAACUCCAACUCCAACCGCAGCCCAGAACACUGUGCCUCCCUCUGCCUGCCCUCUGCGGUGUCAGCUGAGAGUCUGUCAGUGGUCGACACAUCCCACACAGAUGCAUGUUCCCCUGCGGAGACAGGUGGAAAGGACAUAGCGGAAGCCUUGCCAUCAGGUGCUGAAACUGUACAGAAAGACGGAGACCAUUUUAGGGUGGAGUCAGCUUCUAGUACUGAUCCAGAAGUUGUGCAGAUCUUCAAGACGAGCUCCCCAGAUCACGUCCUCUGUCCUUCCACUUUGCCUCCAAUAUCUUUCCCACUUCACCACCACCAUCUACACCAUCUAAACCACCAUAACUUCCCCCUUAAACCUACAAAAUGCAAAGGCUCCUGUCCAGCUUCCUACACCCGCUUCACUACUAUUCUCCGGCAUGAAAGGCAGCAAGCCACAGUCCAUCGAGAGAAACCGCCAACAGAGAAAAAGACCAUGCUGCCUGGAAAUCUCUUGCUCAUGGGCCCCGCCCCUUUCAGAGUACGGAAGAACCUCCACUCCCAAAAGCCACGGAGGACACUUUCAGCCACCAAAGUGAUAACAGGCAUUCACUGCACAUCUCCAGAACCCAGACCUUCCAUACCUCUGCGUCUAUCCUCCCUGGAGGUCCUGGAGAGGCUGAGUAGCGGAGAUGCAGACAACUCUGAGCAGCUGAGUAAUGGACAGGGCUUGGACGCCAACGGGAACCUCCUGCAGCCGCUGGCAGCUCACCACAGAGACCCAUCCCCAGCACAUGGUGAAAGUCAGGAUGAAGUUCUGAGGAGGCGCCAUGGAGACAAAGAGAAAAUGUUGGAGGAGCAGCGGCGGCUUAAGCGGGAACAGGAAGAAGCUGACAUAGCGUCCAGGCGUCACACUGGCAUUGUCCCGACACAUCACCAGUUCAUCACCAAUGAGCGCUUUGGAGACCUGCUCAACAUUACAGAUAACACAGAGAAACGGAAAUCAGGCAUUGAGAGAACUCCAGCCAUGGCACGCUUUGAUUUCAGAGCGGAAACGCUGAAGGAGUUACCCUUUCAGAAGGGAGACAUCGUGUACAUCAUUAGACAGGUAGAUCAGAAUUGGUAUGAAGGGGAACAUCAUGGAAGAGUUGGGAUUUUCCCUCGAAGUUACGUUGAGCUCCUGCCCCCCACUCAGAAAGCACAGCCUAAGAAAAGUGUGCCAGUGCAGGUGCUGGAAUACGGAGAUGCUAUUGCUCGCUUUAACUUCGCGGGAGAUACGGUAGUGGAGAUGUCUUUCAGAAAGGGAGAAAGGAUUACGCUGAUUCGGAGAGUGGACGAAAACUGGUAUGAAGGCAAAAUCUCAGGCACAAACCGCCAAGGAAUCUUCCCUGUCACUUAUGUCGAAGUGCACAAACGGCCACGUGUGAAAAAUGGCUUGGAUUACCCGGACCCUCCACUUUCUUCCUCGCCACAGCGCAGCACUAAUGCUUCCCCUCAAUUGUAUCGUAAUCGGCUGACCACUUCACCGCUGCCCCUCCCUCGCUCCCCCUGCCGGUCUGUGUCCCCUGAGGUCCACGCUGUCUCCUCUGAGUGGAUCUCUCUGACCGUGGGCGGUGGAAGCCCACCCGCUGCCCCAACGCCCCCUUUGCCUCCUCUGCCCUCUGUGUCUUACCGGUGCGGCGAAUACCUGCCCCCUCCAUACUCUGCCAGCCCUGUGCCACCCAUCACCGGCAGCCCAUAUUGCAUCUCUCCCAUGACCUCGCCAUCUGCCUCUCCUCUACCCCCACCGUACCCACCCAGGCCCAACUCCGCAACUCCUUUCCUCACUUUCACUCCUCCUCAAGGGGAGAGUUUCCUGCUCUCACCACCAUCAUCACAUCUGUCACGUAGCAUUAGCCCUUGUGGUGGGCCAGUGUUGGAGGGUUGGCUGGAAGGUGCAGAGGGGAACGGGGGUUGUGCCGUCCCUGGGAACAGACAAAAUAGCCCCGCAGAGCUACCGCCAAAUGACGUUGAUCACCACGGACGGAAUUCCAGAAGCCCUGUAAUGCUGUUUGAUAUCCACGAUAACAACAACAUGAACUCAUUGGCAGAGGCAGUGUGUAAUGAGAUCUUGAAUAUAGCUGAGACCUCAGUGAGGUACUGCAGCAAGUUUUCCCACCACCCUCUCAACGCACUUCACAGACUGCACUCCCACCCCAGUAAACAAUCUCUCAUCAUUUCCCAGCAACCCCUGUCCCACAGCAGCAGCCCAGAGCCAAGCCGUCUCAACGGUGGAACCUUCCAAGCUCUGUACAGUUACGCGCCGCAGAACGAAGACGAGCUCGAGCUGCAAGAGGGAGAUCUCGUCAGCGUCAUGGAGAAAUGUGAUGACGGCUGGUUUGUUGGUACCUCCAAGAGGACAAAUCAGUUUGGGACUUUUCCUGGGAAUUACGUAAAGGAGGUGAAACUGUAAAGCAACUGUAACACACGUUUGCUUGUAAUGCUUUGGACGUGUGUUAGGGUAGUCACUUAUCCAAAUUUAAUAGUUCAUUCUUAAGAAUGUAAAAUUGCACAGUUAAAAUUGUACAGUAUACGCAAUGCCCAAACAAAAGCAUGAUUUAUACACAUGCUGGUCUCUAUAUGAGUAUAUUCUUUGUGGAAAUAUACGUCAACAUAUUUUUCAUCAUGCACAUACAAGCUUCCAAUCACUUCAUGUAAUUUACACUACAUAUGUUUAUGUAGCACCUCUGACUAAAUCCAGCAGCACACCAGAUGAUGAAUGACGCAAUAGAUUUUGUUACCUGAACUGGAUUUAGGGUCUUUUUUGGGGGGUCUUUUAGCUGAAAAGUCAGCAUUGCUAAAACAUUCACAGUGUAAAAUGUUUUCCCAACCUUUAUCUCACUUGUGCAUGCUUGGAAUUUUUUUUUUUCCAAAUAUGCUUCCGCCUUCUAUUUUUCUCAGCAACCACGUCUAACACAAUCGAAGCACAUGUUUAACAGUAACAAAUAUCUCAUCAUAGCAGAAGUCAACUGUGUAAAUAUUUCCAGACACUUUAUCCUUUUAUACCUCGUUUUAAAGCAUUAGCAUGUUUACUGACACUUGGCACAGUAAACAUACCGUGUCAUGGUAACCACAGGACAGGCGUGGUAGCAUGUAACAUCCUGCUGGGUAAUUUUGGAAAAUCCAACCAAACCAAACAACCACAGGAUUAAUCAUGAACAUUUUGAGGCUAACAGUGUCUCUCAGAAAAUAGUGAUUUUCAAAGCAUCGUGAGAUUCACACUACAGUAUUUUCUGGACUAUAUGUUGGUUUUAAGUCGAUCUCGUCAAAAAAAUGCGUCAUGAUGGCAAAAAAACAUAGACUAAUAAAGUCACAUUUUGAGGAGUAAAAUGUUUGUCCUUCGCCAAGUAACGAUACACAGUAACUAGUAUUACUUCAAAAUAAUUGUAUGGUUGCUUUACUCAACGUAGCACAGCCACGCAGAGCUAAUGCUAAAGAGAGAUUCCUUUAGAUUAGCUAGCUUCAACGUUGCAGCAACUCAGCUCAACACAGGCCACUUUGUCUGCUUUUUUUCCAACUUUUGUAUCUUGUACGCUGCCUUGUACUCAUAGUUUUUGGUAACUCACAGCUGUUCUGUUACCUUAGCCCAAGGGUCCCCAACGACCGGGCUGCGGACCGAUACCGGUCCGUGGCGCAUUUGGUACCGGGCCGCGCAGAAUUAAUAAUAAUAAUUAUCAUUAUUAUUAUUAUUAACGACUGAGUUCUGGCCGAUUGACUUUGGCCUGUGCCGCUUAACACACCAAUAUUUCUGUCUACUCUAGAUAUACAACUACAGAAUGGGAGGUCGUCAUAGAAAUGCAUUGAUUGGACUGUUAGCAGUACGUCAUGUUCUGUAUAUGUAUGUACGCUUGGCCUCGAUAAUAACGUAUGACGUAGGUUGUCGCCCAUUACAUUUGUUCCCGGAAAUAAUUAGUCCCCACACUAGAAUGACUGAAAAACACGUCUUUGGACAAAUUUUUUAAGGGGAAAAGGGAACCUGACGAGCCAAAAGAUGAGCCUGCAACCUUGAAGAAAACAAAAUCUAUGCUACUUCCCAAUCACUAAUGACCCACAAACUGCGGAGUGGAUUCGUGAACCAUAUGUGAAAAAACCGAGUGAUUCGAGCAUGUCUGUGCAACAGGAAUAUCAGCUUGUAAAGAUCACAAAUCACGGCGACCUUAAACAUACGUUUGAGACAACAACUCUACCGAGGUUCUGGAUUAAAGUCAUUUCGGAAUAUCCUGACAUCGCUAAGAGAGCACUGAAACAAACAAAACAAGCUCACGCCUCCCACUGAUUCAGCGGGUGAGUUGUAUUUUCCCUGCACUUAACACAAUGUGGCUAAAAACAAAUGUUAUUUUAUAUUUGCUGUAUUUUUCCGCCGCACAUUGCCGGUGUUCUGACAAAUUUGGCAUGCGCGUAAAGUUAAAAAUGACCGCGAAUGCAGCAAUUCCAAAGUACACACUACAAACUUUUUUUAAAGAAAGGAAUAUUAACUUACGUUCGCCACGUUAGCUGCACACAACAACUGCACGCAGCUCUCUCACUUAACAACUUCGCCGUGUCGUUAAGCAUUCAUUUACGCCAUUUUCGUGUUGCACAUGUAUGUUUAUGAUGUAAAUAGUUUUUAGCACCGUUGGAUAACAUUAAGUCCAACUAAAUAUAACAGACGGCUUUUUUCACCGCCACAAAAGCUUUGGGAGCAAAAUUUUAUAAGGGUGCAAAAUUUGCCAGAAUACCGGUCCGUGAGAAAAAAGAGCCAAGUCACACUGGUCUGUGGUGCAAAAAAGGUUGGGGACCCCUGCCUUAGCCAAGCCGUACUAGAUUCGCAUUCACUUUGUAGUUUGUUUCAGUCAUCCAGCUUGGCUCUAAAGUGUUCCUGCGUCGUCCCUUCUCCACUGAGGUCUCAUUCUUCCUUCUCUCGGCUCCGAAGACAAUUUAAGGCCACAUUUACACCACAACGGUCUUACACAAUAACGCAAAAGUGGCGUUUUGCUGUUAUUUUAAUUCCGUGUUUAUGACCGUUAUGCGUAGGGAAGACUGCGUGCACACGGAUGCGCAAAAGUGCAUGAAACCUCUUAUUUGCUGAUGCAUUUUCAAUUUUUUGCAUGUUUAGCCCCACAAAACGCCAUCUCCAUGUAAACGACAGGGCUCUCUGGCAAUGUUUUUGCGUUGUCACCCCCGUUAGCGUGUAAAUGGCCCCUAAGACCAGAUUUCUGUAGCUACUUGUAUAGCUUAUAAAAGUACCUAUGAUGGGUUGGAAAAGCAAGCCGAAUAAAUUGAAAUAAAAACGCACCUAGAACCAGAGGUGGGUAGUAACGCGUUACAUGUACUUCGUUACAUUUACUUGAGUGACUUUUUGAGAAAAAUGUACUUCUAAGAGUAAUUUUACGAAGUCAUACUUUUUACUUGAGUAGAUUUGUGGAAAAAAAAAUGCUACUUUUACUCAGCUACUUUGAGCUCCACAAGCGUCGUUACAUUUAUCCUCUUUAUAUUACAUAUUACUACUACAUAUGUAUUUUUUUUUUUUUGCUAGCGAUGCCAAGAGUAGAUCUACUAAUUUCACCAAUGAGACAUUACAGCAAUAAUCACUUGACUGUAUUACACCAAUCAGACGCAAGCUUGCGGUUCUAUGAUCACGCAAGCCUGUUCAAUCACACAUCUUUAAAGCACCGUAAUAAAUUUAGUAUUUGACAUAGAGCGCUGCCCUCAACAUGAUUCGAAAGCGCGGAUCCCAGUUUUUAUUUGGCACCGAUUGACCACGCUUUUCAAACUAGGAACUAUUUUCUCCACUAGAGGGCAGGGCACUCAUGCUCUUUGGACGAAUAAUGCUUCAUUACUGUGUUUUUUUGUCUCUCUUUAAUCCAAUGAUAAUUUUUUUAUUUACCGUAUUAGCCCGAAUAUAAGACGGUGUUUUUUGCAUUGAAAUAAGACUGAAAAAGUGGGGGUCGUCUUAUAUUCAUGGUCUAGACGUUAUACCCAUUCACGACGCUAGAUGGCGCCAUUGAAGCGAUGGUCUGUCAUGAGAGAUCUCGGCUACUCUGAAGUUUAACUAGUUUGCAUUAUUUUAUUGCAAUGUUUAUCCUUAUUCAGAUUUGUUUCAAGACUACAGUUAAAGUUAGACUUCACUUUGAUGGUUAAUGCAGUUAUUGCAAUUUUGUUGUUUUAUCACAAUAGAUUGGUUUAUUUACAUUUCAAAAACCAGAAGCCAUUCAUUUAAGAAUGUGAUUGCACUUUAGUUUACAUAUUUAAAUGUUCAGAUAUUAAGAUUUGAAUGAGGCAAAAUAACAUGCUUUUUCUCUCAAAUAUGUUGUUAUAAUCAUUACUGUAAUUAUUUUCUGUAUAAAAAUUAAUUUGGUGCUCAAAAAUUGUUUUCUCAAACUUGAGUCUUGAAAAAUGAGGGGGUCGUCUUAUAAUCAGGGCCGUCUUAUAUUUGGGCCAAUACGGUAUUUGUCUUAAUGCAGUUAUGUAAUGGGUUAUUGUACAGUAUCAUUAUAACAACAGUUAUUAAAGAUACGUUUGUGCUGGGAGAAAAGAUGCCAUUGUUUUAAAAAAAAACAUAAAUAAGCAGUUACUCACUGUUACUCAUUACUUCAGUAUUCUUUUCACUGGAUACUUUUUUACUCGUACUUGAGUACAUUUUUUUGGAUGACUACUUUUACUCUUAUUUGAGUAAUAUUAUUUUGAAGUAACGCUACUCUUAAAAGUAAAAUUUUUGGCUACUUUACCCACCUCUGCAUAGAACUUAAUACAUUAAGUCAAACAACUAAAUCGAUAAUAAUUUCGUAUCAUUAUAAUUGUAGUUAUAAAUAAUAAGCUUACCCUUUCUUGGUGUCUCUUACUCUUUCUUCUUAAUCAUAAGCCAAGAGUGCUCUGUAGCACCUAGUCAUGGGUAAUCUUUACUCCGUGCUCAAUGUUAAAUAAUAUUUUGGAAGAUAUACAAGUAUAUUUUACCAGCGCAUAGGUUGCUCCUGAGUAUAGGUCGCAUGCCCAGCCAAACUAUGAAAAAAAGUGUGACUUAUGGUCCGGAAAAUACAGCAGUGUUCCAGUUGUGUAAAUGUAUAGCUAUUUAAGAGGCCUUUAACAUAUGGAUAGAUAUUUUCGUAACUCAGGUUGGGUUUCCAAACUGAUUUGAACAGUAUAGUCAGCAUAAGUGCACAAUGAAACCAGUCAAAAUCACAUAGUGUAAUCCAAAAACAUGUAUUGACUGUGAUUCCCGAUCUCCCUGCUGAAUACUGCAGUCCUAACAAUGUCCUUCUUAAAUUCAUCACCAACUCUGUGAUAUGCUUGACAAGCUGUAUAUUAGUUACUUAGUCAUUUUUAGUGCUUGUUGCUCCAGUAAGUGGGCAGUUUAAAGAAAAGUCAAUAUUUAUACUGUAUGAGUGUUCAAGAGUAAAUAUCUAAUCAGCAUUGCCAGACUAUCAGUAGCCCUUCAGUAUUAUAGAGUAUGGAAGGAUAUUGCAUUACAGCAUAUUAGCUACAGUUGUGCAGUGAUGAGUUUCACAUAAUAUGGUUUAAAAUUUUAUUUAAAAGGUAGCAAUCUGCACUUCAUCCUCACUGAUGUGUGCUUUUUGAGGUAAAAAACAAGUGUUUCUUCCUGACCGUUGUCACAAUGACUACAAAACACUGUAUUAUGAGUGUGCCUGUAUAGUACUUAUAGAAUGUUCCGGUAUUUGGUCAUUAGUGUUGCACGGAUACCAAUUUUGGCUCCCAAUUCUGUGUUGUAUCGGCCGAUACUGUACCAUUACAACGAUUUUUUGAGAUUUUUUUCAUUUAAUACAAAAUUUCUACACACUUACUUGAAUGUAAAAUAAUUCAAUCAUGGCUUGGUCAGACACUGUUUAACUCAUUGGCUGCCACUGACUGCACUAGACGUCCAAUCCAUUUGAAGUGGUAGGGUGGCAGCGAAUAAACGAAUAUUCGCUUCCACCCUACCACUUCAAAUGGACUAGAUGCCUACAUGUACUAAAUUCAUAUAAAAUCACAGUUAGAAGAAUGAUUAGAUGCCACACAAUCGGAUUUCUAUCAUUAUCUUAAAAAGGGAGACAAACGCUUCUUUUUUUACGACAGUAUACGUAGCUGGUGGCCAUCUUGGGUAGGGCAACUGGUAGUUGGAAACGAAAUCUCAAAAAGUACAUAUUGCGCGGCAUCGGCACGUUAUUUCUUAGUAAUCCCCUAUACCGAUAAUGUCAUUUUAGUGCCGUAUCGGUGCAACACUAAUUGUCACCUCACAAAAGCAUGUUUUAUUCUGUGCCGUUGACCCAACUGUUUUUUUUUAGGUUCUCACAUAACUUGAGCUCAUCCAAUGUUUUAUAAUGUUCAAAGUCAGCUGACCUUCUCUCCUAUUACAGAGCAACAGGAACAUGAUUGUGUAAAACAACUUGCUUGUGUCAUUUUGUGCGUCGUAACACAUCACAGGAUGUAUGAAUGUACGAUAUUUGAAUGUGAUGCCGUGUAUGCAAAAUAUGGUGAAAGGUCAUCGUGAGUUGACGUAUUGCAUAAGAAGGAUUGUAAAUAUUGUAAAAUAAGAGAUAGACUGCAUCUGAUGAGAGCUUCAGAUGAAGCAUUUUUAGUUACGUGCAGCGUUUUAUCUACCUGAAGGAUUUUGUCACAGUGUGAAACAUUACUGAGCACAGGAAGUUUGAUGCAUAGGAACAUUACGCUGCCAUUCGUGAGCUCAUAAUGCCUUAUGUUUGAUGCAAAAUUGUGCCUCAUUUUAUUCAUGAGUAUUUCUGAAAUGUAUCUGUCAAAUACUUACGUUGUCAUGCUUUCCCGAUUUAGUUCUAGUCUCUAUAGUGGAAGUAUGUUCACUGAGAACUUGUUUUACUGAGCAAGUAUCAAAAGCGUGAAAUAUUGCUUUCAAUUUAAUGAUCAUGCUAUGAUUGAAUUUGUGUGCAACACAAAACCUGCAACGAGUUUGGUUUGUUUGCUUCCAUUUGCAGUGUUGUUACAUUGACAAUAUGAAAAUAAAGAUGCUAUACACUGC
This is a messenger RNA of Corythoichthys intestinalis (scribbled pipefish), 11284 nucleotides long. RefSeq names its product sorbin and SH3 domain-containing protein 1. The transcript is spliced from 28 exons. Gene Ontology annotation, cellular component: cytoplasm; cell-substrate junction; nucleus. Bases 335 to 4732 code for a protein of 1465 amino acids. Gene Ontology annotation, biological process: cell-substrate adhesion. Gene Ontology annotation, molecular function: protein binding. The record is from RefSeq and is a predicted model, not a curated record. Lineage: Eukaryota; Metazoa; Chordata; Actinopteri; Syngnathiformes; Syngnathidae.